AUGACUGAUUCUAUUUGGAACGAUCUAUGCCAACAGCCAAUACUCAUAGCUUCCUCUGAAAAAUAUACAACGCUUGUCAACGAUGCAACUACACAAUUGCCGCAACUCAUUGAAUCCAUCCUGUCAACUCUCAAUCGACGCGCCAUUGGGUUGUCAAAGCUUGCCAACUUUGAAGCUGCUCUUCGCGAUGCCAAAGUUAUGCAACAGAUCGCACCUUCUUCAGCAUUCGGUUAUUUAUGUGCAGCCAGCAUUUACAAUGCGCAAGGAAAACUGCGUCAAGUGAUUGAUAUCUGCAACAAGGGACUCAAUGCUAUUGAUACAAACGACCCAGCGUAUGUUACACUACAGCUUGCCAAAGAAGAUGCUGAACACCAUGCAAGCAAACACGUUGACUUUAUCAAGCAGCUGCCAGUUGAAGUUGUUACAACAACCCUGAUCCCAAUGCUGGCGAAUGAUCUUCCUUUACCAUCGUUGACACCAUGUCCUUAUUUACACGUGUCCAAUCUAUGGCGUGAUUAUAUUCUUCAAAGUACCAAUGGGUUACGUUUCGAGACUGGGGACAAGGAAGAGGAAGAAGAUCCAGAAAAAUGUUCGCAAUUGAUCAGGUUUUCUCGCCAUAUCAAGUCCUUGCAUGUUCGCCGAUAUUCCAAAGGAACGUGGCUUUCCGAUUUAUUCAGCAGCAACGAUUUUAGCUCUUUGCAGGAGCUAUGA
Lichtheimia ornata is the source of this 711-nucleotide messenger RNA. RefSeq lists its product as uncharacterized. Gene Ontology annotation, molecular function: protein binding. Bases 1 to 711 code for a protein of 236 amino acids. The transcript has a single exon. NCBI's taxonomy places the organism in Eukaryota, Fungi, Mucoromycota, Mucoromycetes, Mucorales, Lichtheimiaceae. The record is from RefSeq and is a predicted model, not a curated record.